UGGACAGCAUUAAAACCAUCCUCACCACACCACCAACCCCAUCACAUACUUUUCAAAUCUUCCCUCCAUUAAUCCCACUCAUCAUCCAUCACCUCUGGUCUACUAGUAUGCAUACUUGUACUUCUCUUUCCAUGGAUGAAUGUAUCUAGAAUUCUGUCUUCCUAAUUAAGCAGCUAUGGACUCCAUUUUUCACCUUGAGAAUGGUGAUCGCGCCGCCUUCCUCAAGCAAAUGAUGCAAGCUUUUGGGUGUGUCUACAUCUGCCUCAGGUGUUAUGUACCUCCACCAUACAACUGUUUGAAGGGGUUGGAUGGAAUCUUCCAUGAAACAAGCACAUCGCAUGGAAGCCUUGCUAGGCGCCUUUUUCAUGUAUAUCGAGAAUCAUCCACCUAUCCCGAUUCCGGGCUAAUCCCGGGGAUUGCUUUCGCGAGCAGUAAUCCCUACAUGAAGCUACAAUCGCAUGAAUUUCACGGCCUAGUUUCCAGUGAUUUCCAGCUUCAGUUCUACCAAGAAGCAGGAAUUAAGACGAUUGUUCUCAUGGGAUGCGCCACCGGAGAAAUUGAGCUUGGAAUGUCGUCAGAUAAUCCUCAGGUAGACGUGGAAACGGAGAUGAAAAACUUAAUCCGAAUCCAUUUCCCUCAUCACAAGGAUCCAAAUCAACCACCUUCAUCUUCUUCUUCAUCUCUGCUGUCACUCUCAGUCGACAGCCCCGAGUACCCGCCUUAUCUCUUCAACAUUCCCACCACCACCACCACCGCCGCCGCUGCCUUCCUCCCACAACAAACCCUCAUCUCCUCUUCAUCAAUUCCCCCGCACGACCAAACCAUACAGAUCCUCAGCCAAUUCCGGAACGCGCAGUUCCCCUCAAUCGAGAGCGAAGACGCCGCAAUGACGAAAGCCAUUCUAGCCGUGCUCUCCUCUCCUUCAACCUCCUCUACCUCUCAGCACAAACACAUUCCCACCGCAUUCAGAAGGUACCAAGCCAACUUGGCGCCGCGGUUCGCCUCCACGCCUCAGAACCAUAGCAGGUUCAAAAGAGCCGUUUCGUUUUUCAGAAAGCUGAGCCUCAGAAGCAGACAUGAAAUUCAAGGAAACCAGCCCACCGCUACGCAGCUGCACCACAUGAUCUCCGAGAGAAAGCGCCGCGAGAAGCUCAACGACAGCUUCCAGAUACUCAGAUCCUUCCUCCCUCCUGGAUCCAAGAAGGAUAAGGCGUCUGUGCUGAGCAGCACCACCGAGUAUCUGAGCUCGUUGAAGUCCCAGGUGGCGGAGCUGGCCAAGCGGAAUCUGCUUCUUGAAUCGCAGAUUAACUCCAUACAGAAAUCAGAAAGUGGCGCAGACGAAGCGGGGAGUUCUUCGUCCGGCGGCGGAAGGAUUAGUGUGGAGAUCGCGCAGGUUUCACUGUCGUCGUCGGAAGCAAGAUUCCUGGACUUGAGAGUGAGAGGAGAAUAUUCUAGCUUGUUGGAUUUGGUUGCUAGGCUGGUUGAGUUCUUGAGAGGGCAGCGCAGUGUGAGUUUGAGGUCGGUGGAAUCGAAUACGAGGAUGUUGGGAUCAGUUGCAGUUCACGCCGUCAUCAUGAGACUCGGAGUUGAGGGAGAUGAUGAAUUUGACGAGUCUGGUUUCCGAGAAGCUGUGAAAAGAGUUGUCGAAGACCAACAUAAUUGACAUUUUAGACCACUCGUGUCUCUUCCAUCACUUGUUAUAUAUAUAUGGACCACUUGCGCCACCGUUUCUUUCUUCCCAAUUUUAACCCAAUUUAAAUCAUUACUUUUCCCCAAUUUUGGUACCUACCUCCAAUUAAUCCCAUCACUGUAUAUUUACAAAUUGUAUUUUACGGUUUUAUAAAGAAAUUGCAAAUUUUGAGUC
Molecule: messenger RNA, 1864 nt
Organism: Salvia miltiorrhiza (redroot sage)
Lineage: Eukaryota; Viridiplantae; Streptophyta; Magnoliopsida; Lamiales; Lamiaceae
Product: putative transcription factor bHLH041
Exons: 8
Coding region: 176-1663 (495 amino acids)
Molecular function (GO): protein dimerization activity
Source: RefSeq, a predicted model, not a curated record